Messenger RNA from Gracilinanus agilis (Agile Gracile Mouse Opossum), 2046 nucleotides. RefSeq names its product hydroxyacyl-CoA dehydrogenase trifunctional multienzyme complex subunit beta (gene HADHB). The transcript has 16 exons. The record is from RefSeq and is a predicted model, not a curated record. Gene Ontology annotation, molecular function: acyltransferase activity, transferring groups other than amino-acyl groups. NCBI's taxonomy places the organism in Eukaryota, Metazoa, Chordata, Mammalia, Didelphimorphia, Didelphidae. Gene Ontology annotation, biological process: fatty acid beta-oxidation. Bases 95 to 1519 code for a protein of 474 amino acids.
GCGCCGUGUCGGUCAAGUGCAGCUCAGGCCUGGCUCUGGUUUCCAGGAUCGCUACCGGGCGGAAGGUUGGACAAGCUAGAGCUGAGACAUAAAAAUGACUUCCAUAUUGACUCGAACUUUCAGAAAUCUGUCCGUUACAUCAACCUGGGCCAUCAAAUCCUCUGUAAGACCCCUGAGCUGUUCCUCUCAGCUACUGACACCAGCUGUACAAACCCAAACUAAGAAGACCUUAACCAAGCCUAAUGUAAAGAACAUUGUGGUGGUAGAUGGCGUGCGCACUCCCUUUCUGAUGUCUGGCACUUCAUACAAAGAUCUGAUGCCACAUGAUUUGGCCAGAGCAGCACUUAAGGGCUUGAUACAUCGAACCAGCAUCCCAAAGGAUGUUGUUGAUUAUAUUGUCUAUGGUACAGUUAUCCAGGAAGUGAAAACAAGCAAUGUUGCUAGAGAGGCUGCCCUUGGAGCUGGCUUCUCAGACAAGAUUCCUUCUCACACUGUCACUAUGGCUUGCAUCUCUUCCAACCAAGCCAUGACAACAGGUUUCGGUUUGAUUGCUUCUGGCCAGUAUGAUGUAAUAGUGGCAGGUGGUGUGGAGUUAAUGUCAGAUGUCCCUAUACGACAUUCCAGGAAGAUGAGGAAAUUGAUGCUUGAGCUUAAUAAGGCCAAGACCCUGGGCCAGCGACUGUCGUUAGCUUCUAAAUUCAGAUUGAAUUUCUUAACUCCAGAGCUCCCUGCUGUAGCUGAGUUCUCAACCAGUGAGACUAUGGGCCAUUCUGCUGACCGACUAGCUGCUGCAUUUUCUGUUUCCCGAGCAGAACAGGAUGAGUAUGCCCUUCGUUCUCACCGUUUAGCCAAGGAAGCCCAGGAGCAAGGAUUCCUCACUGACAUUAUUGCAUUCAAAGUUCCAGGAAAAGAUACAGUUACCAAAGAUAAUGGCAUUCGUCCUUCUUCAUUGGAACAGAUGUCAAAACUGAAACCUGCGUUUGUUAAACCCUAUGGCACAGUCACAGCUGCUAACUCUUCUUUUCUGACUGAUGGGGCUUCAGCAAUGCUGAUUAUGUCAGAAGAAAAAGCUUUGGCCUUGGGCUAUAAACCAAAGGCAUACUUAAGGGAUUUUGUGUAUGUGUCUCAAGAUCCAAAAGAUCAACUUUUACUGGGGCCAACAUAUGCUACUCCUAAAGUGCUAGAAAAAGCAGGUUUAACAUUGCAAGAUAUUGACGUUUUUGAAUUUCAUGAAGCUUUCUCAGGUCAGAUUUUGGCUAACUUUAAGGCAAUGGAUUCAGAUUGGUUUGCACAAAACUACAUGGGUAGAAAGUCUAAGGUUGGCACACCACCUUUGGAGAAGUUUAACACCUGGGGUGGAUCCCUGUCCCUUGGACAUCCCUUUGGUGCCACUGGUUGUCGGCUAGUCAUGGCAGCUGCCAACAGGCUAAGGAAAGGUGGGGGUCAGUAUGCAUUAAUUGCCGCCUGUGCAGCAGGAGGACAGGGCCAUGCUAUGAUUGUGGAGGCUUACCCCAAAUAAGAGGACUAGAGAGCCCCUGAAGGACCUGUAGGAGUCCUGUGCUAGGCAAUGCCAUUUCAAUGCACUAAAACAAAGUCAUCUACACUUGUGUGCUUCUCUUAGGAAAGCAGGAUCUGUAGCCUUUCAUUAACUGUCUCCUAAUUAAGCCUCAUGAGUGUUCUCAGCUAUUCAGUUUUAGGAUUACUUAAUCAAGCAAUAUAAUGCUUCCGAAUAUCUUUUAUUCUUAAAAAAAAUUUUUUUUGUUUGUUUCAUUAGAAACUAAACUGAGUGGUUAUAAUUUUGGGUAACAGAAUAUUAAGAUUUGAAGUCAUCUGUGUAGCAUUCUCAAAAUCUUUUAGUUCAGAAUUUUAUUUUGAAAUAACCUGCAAGUAAAUAUGGUUUCUUUCAUUCUAAAUAAAGUGCCUAAUCUAAUCCAAUAAUGAAAGGAUGAUGUAAAGACUAAACUACACGGACAAGCAGUAAUAAAUGUCUAGAUAUAGAAAUAUCAUCCUAAUUUGUCCACCUUAAUAAACUGAAGAAGUAUUAAA